Salvia miltiorrhiza (redroot sage) is the source of this 5399-nucleotide messenger RNA. RefSeq lists its product as uncharacterized. Gene Ontology annotation, molecular function: nucleic acid binding; zinc ion binding. NCBI's taxonomy places the organism in Eukaryota, Viridiplantae, Streptophyta, Magnoliopsida, Lamiales, Lamiaceae. The record is from RefSeq and is a predicted model, not a curated record.
GAGGUGGCCGAUUCCACCGUCAGUAUGAGGAGCAUGUUGAUGAUACCGAAUUUGAGGAUGAGGACGACGAUGGACGAGCAUGGCAGGACAACAAUCUGGGCAACAUCAAGAUGAACAUUCCUCCUUUCCAAGGGAAGAAUGAUCCCGAAUUGUAUCUUGAUUGGGAGAGAAAGGUGGAGCUUAUGUUCGAUUGCCACUCCUAUUCCGAGCUCAAGAAGGUGAAGUUGGCAGCGGUUGAGUUCUCAGAUUAUGCACUUGUUUGGUGGGAUCAACUGGUCACGAGUAGGAGAAGAAACAAUGAGCCAUCUAUUCAAUCUUGGCAGGAGAUGAAGGCUGUGAUGUGGAAACGUUUUGUGCCAACUCAUUACUACCGAGAGCUUUUCAACAAGUUGCAGACCUUGAGGCAGGGCAGUCGGAGUGUGGAUGAGUAUUAUAAGGAGAUGGAGGUUGCCAUGAUUAGAGCCAAUGUGGAGGAGGAGCGAGAGGCGACCAUGGCCAGAUUCUUGGCUGGGCUGCAUUGGGAUAUUCGUGAUAAGGUGGAGUUGCAGCACUACGUUGAGUUGGAGGACAUGGUCCACAUGGCCAUCAAGAUAGAGACUCAACUCAAGCGGAGGGGCAACAACAGCAGCAACCAGCGCCAGACUCAGGGCAAGUGGAGGUCGUCGCAACCCGUUGCCAGCGGUUCUUCGUCCAGAGGGAUUCCCUGGCAGAAGGAAGCCCCGCCGCGUGAGGAGAAAAAGCAAUUUGUUCGGUCCCGACCAGAGGGCUCCGGUGCAGCGAAUCAGGGUAGUCCGACCGUUGUCGAUGGUCGAAAUCGCGAUAAGAAGUGUUUUAAGUGCCAAGGGUUCGGGCAUAUUAUGAGUGACUGUCCGAACAGGAGACUCAUGAUAAUGCGCGAUGAUGGCGAAGUUGUGACGGAUGGGGAUGACACCGACCCUGAUAUGCCGAAAUUGGAGGAUGUCGAUGAUACCGCUGAUGAGGAGGAGUGUGAGGAGAUUUUUGCGCCCAAUGGACAACUUUUUGUAGCUCGGCGAGCCUUGAGUGUCCAAACUCCACCCCCGGAACGUGAGCAGAGGGAGAAUCUUUUCCACACGAGAUGUCUUGUUCAAGACAAGGUAUGUAGUGUGAUCAUCGAUGGCGGGAGUUGCACGAAUGUGGCUAGUAGAGCCGUGGUUGAGAGAUUGGGGCUAACCACGGAGAAGCAUCCCAAGCCGUAUCGUUUGCAGUGGCUAAAUGAGACUGGCAUUAUCAGAGUGACCAAGCAAGUGAAGGUCCCUUUUCGCAUUGGGACGUAUGAGGAUGCGGUGGUGUGUGAUGUGAUCCCUAUGCAAGCGAGCCACAUCCUGUUGGGGCGCCCGUGGCAAUUUGAUCGCCGUGCAAUUCAUGAUGGUUACACCAACAAAUACUCAUUUACCUACAAGCAGAAGAAGGUGUCGCUUGUUCCUCUUACUCCUACCCAAGUUUAUGAGGAUCAAGUGCAAUUGCAAAGGGAGGCGGACAAUCUGAAGUCCAAGGAGCAGCCUGUGGAGAAGAAGGAGCAGGGGCUGAACCAUAAGUCCUUUCUGGCUACGGCUAGUGAUUUGAAGUGGUGUGUUCAGGAGGAGAAGCCGAUCUUGCUGUUGCGAUAUCAGGAGACUUUGCUUAUGACUAACGAUCUCUCUUCUCUACCCCCUUCUAUUCGUGGUGUGUUGCAGGAAUUUGAUGAUGUUUUUCCCGAAGAUACACCUACCGGCUUACCACCACUUCGAGGGAUUGAGCAUCAGAUUGACUUUAUGCCCGGCGCUACUCUGCCGAACAGACCAGCCUACCGCACCAAUCCGGAGGAGACGAAGGAGUUGGAGAGGCAAAUUGGCGAGUUGUUGGCCAAAGGGCAUAAGGACUCGUCGUGGAGGAUGUGCUGUGAUUGUCGAGCUAUCAAUAACAUCACGGUAAAAUAUCGCCAUCCCAUUCCUCGUUUAGAUGAUAUGCUCGAUGAGUUACAUGGUUCUUGUAUCUUUUCGAAGAUAGAUUUGCGUAGUGGAUAUCAUCAGAUUAGGAUUAAGGAAGGUGAUGAGUGGAAAACUGCUUUUAAGACAAAACUUGGUAUGUAUGAGUGGUUAGUUAUGCCUUUUGGUUUGACUAAUGCGCCUAGUACUUUCAUGCGUCUUAUGAAUCAUGUUUUGCGUGCUUUCAUUGGUAGAUUUGUAGUUGUUUACUUUGAUGAUAUCCUCAUUUAUAGCCAGCAUUUUGAUGAGCAUGUUGAUCAUUUGAGGUCUGUUAUGGAUGUACUUCGAAAGGAAAAGUUGUUUGCUAACCUCAAAAAGUGCAUUUUUGCUACGGACAAGCUUGUGUUUCUUGGUUUUGUUGUUAGUGCACAAGGUGUACGUACAGUUGAUGAGGAGAAGAUCCGAGCAAUCCAAGAGUGGCCAACACCGAGGAACAUUGCAGCAGUCCGAAGCUUUCAUGGUCUUGCUAGCUUCUAUAGGCGAUUCGUGCCUCACUUCAGCAGUAUCGCCGCUCCUUUGACGGAAGUCAUCAAGAAGAAUGUGGAGUUUCAAUGGGGCAAAGCGCAAGAAGAUGCAUUUCAGCAGUUAAAAUACAAAUUGACCCAUGCCCCGGUAUUAUCUCUUCCAAAUUUCUCCAAAUCUUUUGAGAUUGAAUGUGAUGCUUCUGGUGUUGGUAUUGGUGCAGUGUUGAUGCAAGAGAGACGUCCCAUUGCGUAUUUCAGCGAGAAGUUAAAUGGGGCAACGUUGAGUUAUCCAACGUAUGAUAAGGAGUUGUAUGCAUUGGUGAGAGCUUUGCAAACAUGGCAGCACUACUUGUGGCCCAACGAGUUUGUCAUUCACACGGACCAUGAGUCGUUGAAACACUUGAAAGGCCAACACAAGUUGAACAAGCGACAUGCGAGGUGGAUGGAGUUCAUUGAGACGUUUCCCUACGUCAUCAAAUACAAGCAAGGUAAAGAGAAUGUUGUGGCUGAUGCACUUUCUCGAAGGUAUGCCUUGAUUUCUACCUUAGAUGCUAAGUUACUUGGCUUUGAGUGCAUCAAGAGUUUGUAUGCGAGUGAUGCUGAUUUUGGUGAGAUUUAUAUAGCAUGUGCGAGAGCUGCUAGUGGAGAGUAUUUUAGGCAUGAUGAUUUUCUUUUUUGGAAGAAUAAGUUAUGUGUGCCUCAAUGUUCUUUACGAGAGUUGUUAUUGCUUGAGUCUCAUGGUGGGGGUUUGAUGGGACACUUUGGCAUUGCUAAGACUUUGGCUGUUCUGCAUGAACAUUUCUUUUGGCCUCAUAUGAAACGUGAUGUUGAGAGAAUUUGUGGUCGAUGUGUUACAUGUAAACAAGCUAAGUCUAGGGUGAGUCCUCAUGGUUUGUAUACACCAUUGCCUAUUCCUAACGCACCUUGGAUUGAUAUUUCUAUGGAUUUUGUGUUAGGUUUGCCUAGAACUAAGCGUGGCCGAGAUUCCAUCUUUGUGGUUUUUUCUCCAUUUGAAAUCGCGUAUGGAUUUAACCCUUUGACACCUUUGGAUUUGACUCCGUUACCCGAGAUUGAGCAGGUUAACAUGGAUGGCCAGAACAGAGCUGACUUUGUGAAGAAGAUCCAUGAACGUGCCAGAGCCAACAUUGAGCGCCGCACGCGGCAGUAUGCUGAGCAAGCUAAUCGGGGUCGUCGCAACGUAGUGUUUGAGCCCGGUGAUUGGGUUUGGCUACACAUGCGCAAGGAAAGACUUCCAGAGCAGAGGCGCUCCAAGUUACUCCCUAGGGGCGAUGGUCCAUUCCAAGUAUUGGAACGGAUCAAUGAUAAUGCCUACAAACUCGAUUUACCCGGCGACGCUGUGGAUUUGAGGACAAAUCCUUUUCAAGAGAGGGGGAAUGAUGCAGUUCAGAGUAGAGGUCAGGAUGCGGAGCAAAGCCGAAUUUCAGAGGCUGCACAGAGUGAAGAUCCGGUGCACGUGCCCGUUGGUCCAGUGACGAGAGCUAGGGCCAGGACGUUCAAGGCCAAUUUAAUGACAUUGGUGGAGGAAAUCUGGAGGCAGGAGCUGAAAAGGCCAAUUGGAGAAGGACCGACGGAUCAGAGUUCAAAGGUGGUAAACCUUAUUGCUUACCGAGUUGAACCACCAGAGAAGUCUCGAUUCCUCUGGCUUUGCCAGAACAGCGAAAUCAUGCCGCCCAGAGAAGACUCGAUCCCUCUGGCCUUGCCAGAGCAGCGGAAUCGUUACCCCCGGGAAGAAGCGACUGGGCAGAGAACUCACGUUGAGUCUGCCCGAGCAGAGAACUCAAGUGGAGUCUGCCCGAACAGAGAACUCAAGUGGAAUCUGCCCGAGCAGAGAACUCACGUUGAGAGUAUGACUGGAGUCGAUUUGCCUACAUAUAUGGUGGAAGAGCUGCAGAAAAUCAUAGAGAAUGCGUUUAAGCCUAUUCAUGAGAGCUGCAAGAAAAGGCGAGAUGAAGCAAGGGAUCAUGAGAAUAUCAAGUUGAAAAAUAUUCCAUCAAUCCAAAAGAAACACGAUCAUAAAUCGUAUCUUGGAGGGGAGUGGGAUAAUUGGAUCUAUGAAGAGAAUCAGUCAUUGCCAAAGCAACAACUAGAAGACACCGUCACUCUCAACCAGACAAGCCACCGUUUGAAUCCAAAGAAGAUGAAUGUUGAAGUGGAAGUCGUGGCGUAUAUCAAUGAAGAGGCAUGUUUGAAUCCAAAGGAGUUGGUGGAAGUUGAUAGAGAGGUUGAUGUCAAAGAUGAUGAGUCUACUCCUAAAUACAUGGUGGAGAAAUCGGGGCUGACCGAGGUGCAACACCCCAAGCCGUAUCGUUUGCAAUGGCUGAAUGAGACCGGCGUCGUCGAGGUUACCACGCAAGUGACAGUGCCUAUUCGCCUUGGCAAGUAUGAAGAUGAGGUUUUGUGCGAUGUUAUUCCCAUGCAGGCGACCCACAUUUUGUUGGGUAGACCGUGGCAGGUCGAUAGACGAGCUAUUCAUGAUGAAGUCACCAAUAAGUACUCCUUCGCGUAUAAGCAAAAAAAGUUGGCAAUUGUUUCCCUUAGUCCUCAACAAAUUUAUGAGGAUCACUUGCAACUGCAGCAACGGCACAAGGAGGCGGAUAAAGUGAAGUCUACGGAGCAGCCAGUGGAGAAAAAGGAGAUGAAGGUUGCAGUGGAAGUUGUGGUGGCUAUCAAGGAUGAGGACUCACGUGAGGAAGUGCUUGAGAAGUCUACUUCAUCUAUUUUGGAAGCAAAGGCUUUGUCACAAGCUAUGGGUAUUGAACAGGAGCAGCGAUGUGAUGAUGCAAAUAAGUUCGAGCUGACCUUGUUCACGCAACAUCAGCUGCAAUGGCAGACUCAUAUUGGCGACACCAAGCUGAUGAAGUUGGUGAGGGUCCGUUCCACAUCGAUCAAUAUGAAAGGGAAAUCUUUGGUGAGGCAACGCCGAUGCUAA